Molecule: messenger RNA, 1853 nt
Organism: Gaeumannomyces tritici R3-111a-1
Lineage: Eukaryota; Fungi; Ascomycota; Sordariomycetes; Magnaporthales; Magnaporthaceae
Exons: 3
Coding region: 195-1853 (552 amino acids)
Cellular component (GO): cytoplasm; microtubule; membrane
Molecular function (GO): GTP binding; GTPase activity; microtubule binding
Source: RefSeq, a predicted model, not a curated record
CCGCCUUCUUGCAACUAGCCUACACCACGCCAAUGGCUUUCUUCUUCUCUUAAUAGUAAUAUCCGCUCGUGCAAGGCGAUACUGACACAAAGCAGCAAGAACACUUUACUGUCAUUGAUGUUCCCGGCAUCUUCCGCAAGGAGACUCAGGGUCUUACUACUGAGGCCGAUAUCAAGCUCGUCCAGAACCUUGUGAUGAAGUAUAUGCGAGACUCCCGAACCAUCAUUCUCGCCGUUGUCCCGGCCAACGUUGAUCCAGCGACCCAGGAGAUCCUCAAACUUGCCAAGCAAGUCGAUCCAGACAUGAAGAGAACCAUGGGCGUUCUCACCAAGCCGGAUCUAGCCAUCGAGAAGGCCGUGCGGCAGAUCGCUAUCGACCACGUCACCGGAAAGCGGAGUGAUUUGACGUUGGGUUACUACAUCGUCAAGAAUCGCAGCUCCGAUGAGAUAGACAUGACUCUCAAGGCCGGCCAGGAUGCCGAGAUCCACUUCUUCGCCAAGAAGCCGUGGUCGGCACUGCGCAAGGUCGACAGGGCUGGAAUCAAGGCUUUGAAGACGCAGGUCCGCAACCUUCUGACCGACCUGGUCAAGCAUGAGUUCAGGCAGCUUCGGGUUGAGGUUGAAGGCCAUCUGACUGAGCUCAGAGAUGAGGAGCUUGCUCUUGGGCCGCAUCGGUCCGACAGGAACGCCCAGAGAGCGUACCUCGGAAACAUCUGUGAUCAAUUCCAGGUCAUUACCCGCGAUGCCCUCAGUGCCAACUACGCGAGCCAGUCCAAUUUUUUUUUCAAGGAGCAGCACAGACUCAUCACCCGCAUCGUCGAGCUGAACGAGCAGUUUUCAGCUGCUAUCCAGAACAAGGGUCACACGCGGGCCUUCUCGCAGGACGAGGGUGACACCGAACCAGCCGUUCAGAGCUCCCUGCAACCCAAUGUGGGUUCACCUGUCAGCAAGCUAUUCCCUGUUAUCCGCAAGAUCAGAACACAGCGUGGAGACCCACACGGAGACGCCCAGAUAAAGAAGCUCCACGAUAUACAGUACCCGACAGAUAACAGUGACGACAUCAUGGAUUACAUCAAGGGCGUAUACACCAACAGCCGGGGUGCUGACUUGGGCACGUUCAACGGUUCCGUUCUCGCCGCUGUCUUCCUGGACCAAACCAAAAACUGGGACCCCAUCACCAAGGCCUACGUUCUGAUUGCAGAGUCCUUCGUCACCUUCUUCAUCAAGGAGGCCAUCUUGUCAAUCUGCAACGACAAGCGCGUCGGGGAGGAACUUUACGACAACCUCCUGCGCGACCAGCUGUGCCAGUGCUUUGCUCGAGCCCGCGCGCACGCCAAGUCCCUCCUCGACAUUGAGAGGAAGAGUCCCACUUUCACUCUGAAUCAUUACUUCAACGACAAUCUGUCCAAAACUCAGGGCGCCCGCCUAACCGCGAUCAUCAAGAAAGCCGCGAGCAGGGAUUACGAUGUCGGGCUCUUCGACGGCAAGCAGCCUAUCUAUACGCUCACAGAAGGCCAGCUCGAGACCAUCGCGAUCCAAAACAACCAGAGCAAUUCGGAGCACAUGCAGAAGUACAUCCACGACGUGCUCAAAAGCUACUACAAGGUGUCGAUGAAGCGCUUCGUGGACAACAUAUGCCUCCACGUCAUCCACCACGACAUGCUCUUCUCCCCCAACGGCCCGCUGCACAUCUUCACCUCGAAGCUCAUCCACACGCUCGACGACGACCAGCUGGACCAGUUCGCGGGCGAGGAUCAUGUCGUCAAGGCCAGGCGGGAGAAGCUCGCGCGGGAGAUCACGAGCUUCAGGGCGGCGCUCGAGGUCCUCCAGGGCUCGUCUCGGGAUUCGCACUAA